AGAAGGGCUAGCUUGGUCGCCAUUAAUAAAAUAAGGAGUGUGGAAGAGUGUAACUAUUGAAUGACAAUUAGCAUUGGGAAAUUGCAAUGGCUUACAUGAGUAUGGGGGAAGCACAUAGAAGGAUCACAGAGUAUCUGAAUCGCUUUUCCGACGCGGUUUCUUCUCAAGACGGAGCUUCCUUCAAGUCUCUCUUUGCUCUCUCCUCCAACUCUCACUUUCUUCUUUCCCUCUCUGACGCUCUCAAUCUUUUCCAAGAUGCCAACAGACUCAUCAAGCAAUCCGACAACUAUUCUCAGUUCGCGGACAUCCUGGUUCCUCUGUUCCGAUCCAUCCAAUACUACAAGCAAGGCAAUUCGCUCGAAGCCUAUAACGCUUACGAAAAAACCGCCAUUGCGUUUAUACAGGAGUUUCGCAAUUGGGAAUCUGCGUGGGCUCUAGAAGCUUUGUAUGUUAUUGUAUACGAUAUUAGGGUUCUUGCGGAGAAGGCUGAUAAAGAAUUGGCUUCGAAUGGGAAAUCCCCAGAGAAGUUGAAAGGCGCCGGUUCCCUCCUUAUGAAAGUUUUUGGCACCCUAGCAGGAAAAGGCUCUAAGCGUGUCGGAGCAUUAUAUGUAACUUGUCAGUUAUUCAAGAUUUACUUUAAGCUCGGCACAGUUCACCUUUGUCGCAGUGUAAUAAGAAGCAUUGAAACAGCACGCAUAUUUGAUUUUGAGGAAUUUCCUACAAGAGACAAGGUCACUUACAUGUAUUAUACUGGUCGUCUUGAAGUUUUCAAUGAAAAUUUUCCUGCUGCUGAUAAUAAAUUGUCAUAUGCCCUGAAGCAUUGCAACCCUCAAAGUGAAGCCAAUAUAAGGAUGAUUCUUAAACAUCUAAUUCCAGUGAAGCUUUCAAUAGGCAUAUUACCUAAACACAGUCUCUUGGAGAAGUACAAUCUACUUGAGUACAGUAAUAUUGUUCUAGCUCUAAGAAGGGGUGAUCUUCGACUUCUCCGGUGUGCACUCCAAGAUCAUGAGGACCGGUUCUUGAGAUCAGGUGUAUAUCUUGUCCUAGAGAAGUUAGAACUUCAAGUAUACCAGAGAUUAGUAAAGAAGAUUUACAUCAUUCAAAAGCAGAAGGACCCAAGCAAAGCUCACCAGGUGAAGUUAGAAGUUAUCGUUAAAGCAUUGAAGUGGCUUGAAAUUGACAUGGAUGUGGAUGAGGUAGAGUGUAUAAUGGCCAUUCUGAUAUAUAAGAAUCUCAUGAAAGGUUACUUUGCGCACAAAAGCAAAGUGGUUGUAUUGAGCAAGCAAGACCCGUUCCCUAAGUUAAAUGGAAAACCUGUCAGUUCAUAGGGACAACGUCAUUAAAGCGCUGCUUCAGUUUUAAAGCAAGCUAAAUAAUCUUGUUCAGACGAUGCUAACUCUUGCAAGUGGGAUUGUAGUUUAGGUUCCGCUUGCAGUGUGGUAUGCUGCAAAAAAGUUCUGACAGUGAUCUUUUGGAUUGUGUUGUAUCCUAUAAUUUAUUUUAGUAACAUAGCUUACUUAAUGACUAGGUAGACUGGUGAGCUAGCUCAGAAAAGUAAUAAAAUAAAUAUAUAUAAAUACAAAAAACUGUAGAAGAUGCUGACCUCAUUGUAUUAACCUGAUCUUUUGGAUUGUUUAUUGUUUAUUUU
Molecule: messenger RNA, 1648 nt
Organism: Abrus precatorius (Indian licorice)
Lineage: Eukaryota; Viridiplantae; Streptophyta; Magnoliopsida; Fabales; Fabaceae
Product: enhanced ethylene response protein 5
Exons: 12
Coding region: 87-1328 (413 amino acids)
Biological process (GO): transcription elongation by RNA polymerase II; poly(A)+ mRNA export from nucleus; post-transcriptional tethering of RNA polymerase II gene DNA at nuclear periphery
Cellular component (GO): transcription export complex 2
Molecular function (GO): RNA binding; double-stranded DNA binding
Source: RefSeq, a predicted model, not a curated record